Molecule: messenger RNA, 7566 nt
Organism: Grus americana (Whooping crane)
Lineage: Eukaryota; Metazoa; Chordata; Aves; Gruiformes; Gruidae
Gene: NPY1R
Product: neuropeptide Y receptor Y1
Exons: 3
Coding region: 196-1404 (402 amino acids)
Biological process (GO): G protein-coupled receptor signaling pathway
Cellular component (GO): neuron projection; plasma membrane
Molecular function (GO): neuropeptide Y receptor activity; neuropeptide binding
Source: RefSeq, a predicted model, not a curated record
UGCCAUCUGAGAUUAAGGUGUGCAGAGUUCCUGAUUUGCCUUUGACUCAGUGCCAGUGCUGCUGUGUGCACUCGGCUGCUCAACACCAAGUGUAUGUAUUAGGUGGUGCGAGGGAGAUGCGGCGCGGAGGAGCGGGCUCGGCCGAGGGUCUGCUGGCGGGCUGAGGGGCGCCUUUGGACGCCCGGAGCGGUGCGGAUGAAAGCGGCGGCGGCCGCCGGGAACGUCGUACAGCGAGUUGGCAGCAACAUGAAUACUUCGGCUCUCGCCCCCCUGGGAAAUUUUUCCGGUCACCCGAAUUUUUCGGAGAAGAACUCGCCGAUCUUGCAGUUUGAGGAUGAGGAUUGCCACGUGCCUUUGGCCAUGGUCUUCACUUUGGCCUUGGCUUACGGGACUGUGAUAAUCCUGGGAGUUUCUGGGAAUCUGGCCUUGAUUGUCAUUAUUUUAAAACAAAAGGAGAUGCGCAAUGUUACCAACAUCCUCAUUGUCAACCUGUCCUUUUCUGAUCUUCUGGUGACCAUCAUGUGUCUUCCCUUUACCUUUGUGUAUACUUUAAUGGAUCACUGGAUUUUUGGGGAGGCCAUGUGCAAGUUGAAUCCCUUUGUGCAGUGUGCCUCAAUCACCGUCUCGGUCUUUUCUUUAGUCCUCAUUGCUAUCGAACGCCAUCAGCUGAUCAUCAAUCCCCGUGGCUGGAGGCCGAAUAACAGGCAUGCCUACCUGGGGAUUGCUGCCAUAUGGAUUUUAGCCACAGCUUCCUCUUUGCCUUUCCUGAUCUACCACGUGCUAACGGAUGAACCUUUCAGAAACAUAACGUUUGAUGAAUAUAAGGACAAAUACGUGUGUUUGGACCUGUUCCCCUUGGACACCGCCAGGCUUUCUUACACCACAACGCUUUUGGUGAUUCAGUACUUUGGACCGCUUUGUUUUAUCUUUAUUUGCUACUUAAAGAUAUACAUACGAUUAAAAAAAAGGAACAACAUGAUGGACAAGAUGAGAGACAAUAAGUACAGAUCCUCUGAAACCAAAAGGAUCAACAUCAUGCUGAUCUCAAUAGUGGUCGCAUUUGCAGUUUGCUGGCUGCCUCUCACCAUCUUCAAUAUCGUGUUUGAUUGGAAUCACGAAAUUCUGCCUGUUGCUACCUGCAGCCACAACCUUUUGUUCCUGAUUUGCCACCUCACCGCCAUGAUCUCUACCUGUGUGAACCCCAUCUUCUACGGGUUUCUCAAUAAGAACUUCCAAAGGGACUUGCAGUUUUUAUUUCAUUUUUGUCAUUUCCGCUCCCGUGAGGAAGAUUAUGAGACUAUAGCCAUGUCCACCAUGCACACAGAUGUUUCAAAAACCUCUUUAAAGCAGGCAAGCCCAGUCGCAUUUAAAAAAAUAAGUAGUGAUGAUGAUGACAAAAUAUAAAGAAGUAAUAAAAAUUCUACACCAAACUGCUGGAAGUGUGAUCGCAGGUGAAACAUGUCCAAGGACAAGCACAAUUACAUAACAAGUACAAAAUGGGUAAUGUUUUUCUUCUUUUUCCAAGGAACUUUGAUUGUCGUCACUUUGAAAUUAUACACUCUGCAUUUUUGCCCCUUUUACUGCUUUAAUGUUCGCAGCAGUUAUAUCUGAAUCUUAUUAUAAGGCAUAGUUGGACCUGCUACUACCUAUGGUUUUCAUCAGCUGUCUUUUGUUCCGUUUUCUUUGUACAGUUAUCCGCUUUAGCACAAAGAUAUAUUUAUUGAUUUUUUCCAAAGAAGUAGUUUUCAGGAGUGUCCGUCCAAGACCAUUGGAAACAAUAUGCACCACAGGGAGGCUGUCACUACAGAGGACACCCAUCCCAGCAAAAAAUUAGGACAUCGAAGAGUUCUUCUUUUUUUAAUCCAGCUUUUGAUCGAUGUUAAAGUCCUGUAAAAUCAGUGUAGGCAUGCAGAAAAUGUUUCUGUGAAACCUGUAGAAUAUGUUAAAUGGGGACACGCGUUUGUCCCGUUCACAGAGGCAAUUCAGGCUGUAAUCACUUAGGUUCAAAGACAGGAUUAAGACAGAAAUUCUGUUCUCAUUUACGAGAAUAAAACCCUACAGUAAUUCCACAGAGCACAAUGGGAUAACUCUGAUGUUUCACCACAGCAAAUGAAAGCACAAAUGGGCCUUCAGUCCCAACUGAUUAUAGCUGAUUUUAAUAAUACAGGCUUUUUUAAUUUAAAGAACCCAAACCCCAUUUUCAUCUGCCAUCACUGACAGGAGUUAGUGUUGCUGGGAUGAAAGGUACUGUCCGUUCCAAGCCUAUGAGCCACGUAAAUUCUCCUUGAGACCUGUGUCCAGAAUCUAAAGGGAGAUGGGACUCUUCACUGUCUGUACAAGGUGCAAUUCCAUCCUCGCAGAUGACAGUGAAAAUCAGGUCUGAUAUUAAAAAAAUAAGCUUUAGCUACCUGAGUCUUUUCAUAAUAGUUAGUGCUGAUCUAUGUAAAUUAUAUAUCGCCUCAUAAUAUUCUGUGUUCAGAUGCAAUGCUCUAAACCUGCAUUAUCUCCAAGACAAUGGAUGGUUUCAUCAAGAUCUACAAAAUUUAUGAGGAGGAUAUGGAUAUAGUUUGGGUGUAAUUGGUAUGUUUAGCUUCCAAACUCACAGUUUCCACAGUUGGUCGAAGUGCGGAAAUAUUUGCUAAAUAUACACAAUAGAGCUCUGUGUGUUAUUGCUUAAAAUAUAUAUCCUCUAAUUACGCAAAAUAUACGUGACUAGAUCCCCAGCUGAGGGAAACCCGCAUAACUUGACUGCUGUAAAUGAAACUACAACAAUAUCAGCCAGCUGAGGUUUUGUGUCAUACAGUGUACUUUGCUGUAUAAUCAAUGCCUUUUUGAAUAAUCAGCUUUUUCAAAUACCUUACUUUCUUUUAGCAAGGUCACUUUAAACCAUUCUGGCAGAGAAGAGGGCCUUUAAAAUGGAUAUAAAUGUAAAUGUAGCAUAAAUGGAAAUCUGACCUGAUAUCUUUCUGAGGAAAAAGAUCUCAGGAUGUGUUGGUAAAUUUAAUAUGUUCUAAAUUAGACAUGGAUAAAUGCCUAAGAAAUGAAAAUUAUUUGGUUUGCCAGCAUUUAAAAGUCAAAAACCGUGCCUUGUGCUGUCUUAUAAAUAGUGUAGAAUAUUAAAGUAGCAAUGUGUUCUUGAGCAUUGUAAUUCCAUGUAUUUCUCUACUGGCAGAUAAUUUAAUUAAAAAGGAGGUUUCUGUGGUUGAGAACAGAGAGGGAAUGUAGAAAAUGAAUUCUAAGACAGAACUUUCUUUCAGAGCUUUGCCCUUUUGUAUUUUAUGAGAUUUCCUUUCUCUUUGUGGUUCUCUGUGGAGUGUGUUGCUAGUAAUUUGACAAGAGGCUCCUGAAAUUAUUCCCCUGUCACUUUACGAUAAUUUUCAUAUGCUAAGGGUGUGUAAUUUCACAAAGAGGUACAAUGUAGAAACCCAGUCAUGUUUUUUUAUUAAGAAUGUCAUGGUGGGUUUUUCCCAUUAGACAAAAAAAUAACCGUGGAUUUUAUGUUUUUUCCCAUUUUUGAAAAAAAGCACUUCCAAUCCAGUGGAAGGAGAAAACGGAAUUAUUUGAGAAAGUUACCCAUUAGUUUGCUGGAAAUUUUUGAUCAGGCCGAAUGAGGUGUUUAUACAGAGUAGGUGUUGGAGCAAUUUUAGAGGAACCUGCCGGUGUGUCCUAACAUUUGGAGGUCUUCAGUGGGACAGCAGCAUAAUUCCUCCUGUGUCAAACUUUCUCCUGCUUGAAGUACGGUCUCAAAUCAUAGAGCUCAUGUGAUACCAUCUCAUACUGUCUCCUGAGAACGCGUGUCAGGGUUUUUUUGCCUACCACCGCCUGAUGAACGAGGUGAGGCGUACGUAGGAGCAUUCCUUUGGCUCGUCCCUUUUAAGCUCAGGAGCCAUUUUUCGGCUGCACCGCUGUCCUAGGAUCAGGCUUCUCUUCACACGUUUCCUCGCUUGCCUGCAAGAAGCCUUGCUGAGCCUCGGCUAAGGACGCAGGCUAGCACGUCGUCACACGAAUAGCGCAGGGGAUGCUGCCUGAAACGACAGCAGGAAUGAACGCAGUGUAAAGAGUGUCCAGCGGGAAAAUGCACGUAGAGAAUUUCAGAAGCAAAGUCAUUGCUCUUCUAAAGAAUUUGUUAUGAGGAGAAGGAUAAAAGUAGUCUCUCCGAGGUGCUGACCUGACAUCUGCAGGGCGUAGAUGACGUCUACCGGGAGCAGUAUUUUUGUCUUUGGUUUCAUGACUUGACACCAGAGUCCUCACAAGCCGCUGGAGACUUUCCCCUCCUGACGCCUGGCUACAAAACUAAUCCUCUUUUUCCCUUUCAGAUCUCCAGCACGGCUUCUCAUCCUCUAUGUGCUAAAUUUCUUUAUAGGGUAAGCUCUCGGGUUUCAUGUUUCUCUAUGAUUUCUCAGUCAUUCUGGUUUGGUAUUUGUUCCUCCUAUGUGCUGUUUUGUCAAACUUCCCACACUUCAGCAUGUGCCGAUUCCUGUCUCAAAAGCCUGAAGAUCCCUCUCAUUCUUUCAGACUGGCAGAAAAGUUUUACUGACAGAAAAACAGAACAGUGAGGGAUCUAUAACGUAUCUUGCUAUUUAUGUGCAAUACAUUUCAUGUCAAAUCUACAGCCUUAAAUGACAAACGUAACUAUUUAAUAAACAUUAAUAUCUGCUUCAUUUGUCAGUUAUUUUAUCAUCUUAAACUUCAGUGUUAUCCACCGCAGACAUUUAAAGUUUCUGCGUAAUCUAAACUCACCAGCAUAUUUGUAGGUCAUCUUAAUAAACACUUCUUUAUUCCCAUAUUGCUUUUUUCAACAUAUCUCUUAGUUGUGUCAUUGUCACUACGUACGGUAAUCCACAACUUUCACAUCUUCAUAGAAAAAAAAGGAUAAUAAUAAAGGAGGCAAUUAAUUGACAAUAAUAUCUGCUUUUGGUAGGCUAGGAAAAAGCUGGGUAUUAAAAAAAAAUCAACCCUGGUUUUUUUAUCUCAUAAAAAAAAUCAGAUUUAAACCAGGAUAAGGAAUUAACAUGACGGGACCCCUCGGGUCACUUGAGCUGGUGCUGACUGCAUCUCGUCACUGAUGAAGGUGUGAAGGGCUAAGGGUUCGUAUAUUCUGACUCUGCAGUCUUGCAGUACAGUACCAGCUAUUAUUAAUGGAUCCUGAAAGCAAAAGUUGCUACUGAUUUAUAUUCAGACUGUAAAUCAGCAUAUGUUUAAAUCCAGGCCUGUUCAUCAAAUUCUGAUUCUGACCUCAGGAAAAUGUUCUGAGAUCAAUGAAACGGGAGAUUUUGCUUAAAGUUAAUCAUUUGCCUAGGCACUCUACUGAAUAAAAGUGCAUUGCUGGCUGGGAGCUCACACUCUUUCCUAAAAAUCAGAUUUUAGAUUUCAGCUUAUUAUACAAAUAAAUUAUUGGUGUAUAGUUUUUCUCUGGAUUUUUCUCUGGCCUCUAGUGCCCCAAAAUGCUUCAGUUUAAGGCUUUGGCUCAGACCUCGUCUGAAAGAAUUUACCAAACCAAUGCAUAGGGAAUAAAGACAAUAAGGAAACUUUUUUCUGUUCUUAUUUUUAAAGCAUAUAUAACAGUAGGAAACAUGAGCUUAAAUAAUACCUCUGUCUGCAACCGAUUUAAUUAAUUCAGUUGAGUGGAAAGGGUAGAGAAAUAAUAAUUAUAACCAAAUGAUAAGUUUUGUUGACAGCUGCUUCUCAGCUGAAGCAUAUUUGCAACUCCAAGGAUAUUUACAGCUCCAAGCUCUACCAUAUCCUCUUCAUUCCUGUGUUAUUUAAUAUGUGGUAUCUGCCUCCCUGAGUCAUUACUAAAUACCCAAGUCAUUACUAAAGUUGAUGUGAAAGAAAAUUCUUUUCUUCUGUCCAUGUCUUGUAGAAUUUAAAAUGGUUGAGGAUUACACGUAAGAGGAAAAAAUACGACCAGCUUUAGUCUCUUACACUUUAAUUAACCUGUGGCCAGAAAUAGCUUCUAUUGCAGAACAAUGUUAAUGGUCCAACUGAAGCUGCUAUUUCAAAGAUUAAGGAGAGCAUUCACAAAGACUAACUUCAGCUGGAGGAUGGAAGUUUCCCCAGCCUCCUCCAGGAGCAACCCAAGGGCGCUCGCACGUCCUCUGCUCUGCGUCACACAUCUACCAAAAUGUCUUUCUCUCCAUUAUCUACAUGGACUGCGAAGGGACGGCCAGCUUCCAGGGCCAGCACUAGCCCUAGUCACUACUGCCUCCCUUCCUCCAUCUUCCAUGGUGCUUCUGCUGUCACUUCAUGCUUCAUACCCUUGGCAGCUGGUUUCUGAGGAACUCGUAAGAAUUCAUACUCUGAUUUUGUAAAGUGCCCGAGUAUAUGGCAAAAUUUAACUCUGUUCAGGACAGUGCUUUAAAUAGUUUCUUCCAUUGAAAUUUUCUUCUGGCAAGUUUCUGGUAGGCAAGUUUCUCAAAAUUUGCACUCCAUAGACGUACAUCAUUUACAAAGUCUAUGUAGGAAUUACAUCCUACAUCCAGCUCUUUGCAGCAAAACUGACAGCACAUGCUGUCUUGUGUUUUCCAAAGAUUUGGGUCUAUCUGACAGAUCAGGCUUAGUUGCAAGAAAUUUGCGCCGGAUGCAAAUGUGUUGAGAUUGCUGCACAGGAGAGGCUCUGCACAGUUAACUAACUUGCCACAAAAUAUGCAAAAUUUCAGAUAUACAGGGAAAUAGAUACACGGAGUUUGGAAAAGAGAGAAAAAGCAGAAGAUCUAGAUGAAGUCUUGCAUUCUGUCAGAUAUUCACAAAACGACUCAAAGGGAGACUCAGACAUUUAUUUAUUUUGGGGGCCAACAGACUGACACACAAAUGGUUUUUUGGGCAAAAUGGUGGUCAAAAAUGAUGUAUGAUUAAUAGGUUCUCUGCUCCUGUUUUCAGAAAAGGGAUAUGGUUCUUUAUACAUUACUGUGAAAAUGCAUUUUAAGAUUCUUCACCUUAGAUCAAUCUAGAUCUCUUUUUGAGACAAAGGAAACAAAAUGUUUUUGGCACAAUCGAAAAAUAACAGCUUCUCAUCGCACCCACCUGCUGCACAUGAGUCUAUUUGCUUUCACUUCUGCGCACCAUGGAGAACGUUUGUUUGUGGCAGGAGGAGUAACCUGAUCAACAAAGCCCUCCUUGUCUUUCUUGGUUUGUGUUCACACUGAUACUGUGCUGCUGUUUUUCACUUUGCAAUCUUUUUUUUUUUUUCCCCACAAGCUAUGACAUUUUUAUUAUGCUAUUUAUAUUGUUUCUUAAUAAAAGCUCUAUGUGAAAAGAUGUUCUUGAAAGGUCCUAUUCAAUGUGUGUUUGAACAUAUGGGUGAAAGGCCAUACAGGAUUUGUAGAAAUGUGACUGGCAAUGUGAUGAUGCUUCAGGGGGUAGGGAAGUAGAAAAUAUAUUUGUUGCAUACGGUUAUUCAGCCCUUUUCAUUUAAAGCUUUUGCUGUAAUUUUAAUUCAUGUAAUGUAAAUGUCAGCUAGGUCUAUGUAUCUAGUGAUUCCUCUUGGUGACCAGCCUCUGGAGACAUCCAGCUAGUAGGAGAUACUGGGUAGUACAACUUGUUUCCUUACCUAUGGCCCUCAUCAUU